Molecule: messenger RNA, 1304 nt
Organism: Seriola aureovittata
Lineage: Eukaryota; Metazoa; Chordata; Actinopteri; Carangiformes; Carangidae
Product: B-cell receptor CD22-like
Exons: 6
Coding region: 1-651 (216 amino acids)
Source: RefSeq, a predicted model, not a curated record
AUGUCUGCCAGUCCAUCACUUCUCUCUGUGUCAGUGAGUCCCUCUGGUGAGAUAGUGGAGGGCAGUUCAGUGAAUCUGACCUGUAGCAGUGAUGCUAACCCAGCAGCUAAUUACACCUGGUACAAGGAGAAUGAAGACUCACCAAAAGCUUCAGGACAGAUCUUCACCAUCACUGACCUCAGACCUGAACACAGUGGGAAUUAUUACUGUGAAGCCCAGAACACACGAGGACGUCGUAACUCCACCUUAAAUCUCACUGUUGUAGCAGGAGCAUGGACGUUAGCAGCCAUUGGAACAACCACUGCUGUCAUCCUCGCUGUCGUUCUCCUCUCUGUCUCUAUAUUGAUGAGCUGUUUAAUCAGAAAAAAGAGGGCCUCCGAGCACCCAUCUGAGCCUGGAGAGAGAGCAGACAACAGGGAACAGAUUCAGCAGGAUGACCUUACCUAUGCCGCUGUCACGUUCUCCCAGAACCACGUGGAUCCUCUCUACUCCAACAUCAGAGCAGCUCGGCCCAGGAGACAUAAGGACGGGGAGGAUAUUAAAUACGCUUCGGUCAAAUUUAACAGAGGCAGCGCUGCCCCGAGAACCAGAGGUGAAGAAACACGGGAGGAUGUGGCUUCUCUGUACAGCACAAUCAGCAAAACCUGCUGAACACACGGGGAACAUCCAACCUGGUACUUGUAUUAAGUGGUUUGUUUAAGCGGGUAACUGCUGAUUAAACAUAUUUCCUUCAUUAGGACCAGUCUGAACACAAAAACACACAAAUUUAGAUUCACAAACUUAAACAGAACAUCAGAGUUCAGUUUAUCUUCAGUCAGCACAGGUUAACUCUGAACAACCUGUAAAUGAUUUAUUACAUUUUUCAGAAGCCUAUUUAAUAUAGUAUUACAGACAUGUCAAAUUAAACUCCCUCAAGGUCAUUUUAAGUAUGUUUUAACAUUUCAAACCAACAACAGAGUAACAUGAAUAGCUAUUUGUAUUUACUGCAUGUUUCAAACUGAUGUAUUUUUACCUUUGACAUUUUAGACUUUAUUGUGAACCUGUACAUUUGUAAAGAUGAGUAGAACCUAUGUAUCUUUGGAUUGGUGAAGAUGGUGUCUGUAUUUACCACAUCCUUUUCUCAACAGUAAGUUUCAUGUCAGACAGUGAGCAUGUGUGACAGUUUUAUUAUUAGCCGUUCUAUAAAAGCUAUAAUAACCUUGAGUUGACUGGUUUUAGUAGUUUUGUUGCUGCCAGUCGUGUUUCGAAAAACCGGACUAUAUCUGUCACUGUUAGUGGCUACACUUUCAGUUCUCUGUUCCACA